GUACGAUUAUUGUAGAGCGGCAUAUUACAUAACUUACUCCUAUAUAUAAACGACCUCGAUACCGAUAUUAUUUUAUUUCGAAUUUUGAUAACAAGCGUGUUUCGUUGUGCGGUUAUGAGAGAGAGAGAGAGAACAGCACUGUGAGCUGUGCGACGGAAGACAAGGAACGGUGAAGUGUUGCGCUCGGGGUGUUAAGUGAGUACGAGCAUCCGAACUACGAGAGACUUCAACGCACGUAUAGAAGAUAACGGUGGGAUAUAAAGGGAACAACUCGAGGACGACGUUAAGGGUUGGAAUCACGUUUGCAGAAAGGAAAGAGAACGGUGACACAGACGCCUCGUCCAAAUCGGCGAGGUGUUGUCCGAGGUGGAGGAGGGCGUCGGGAGGAGAGGGUUGGAAGGAGGGUGGCGUGCUAUGAUCAGCAUGGAGCUUCCGGCCCACGCGACGCAGCAUGGUGCUCUUCACCUGGGGGUCGGGGUCGCGGUGAAUCCAGGUGAUCCAGCCGGAAGUACUCUAGCCGCCAUUCAUCCGCAUCCCCAGGAUCCCUUAGCCCUCCACCAUCACAAUCACGCUGCCGCGACACCCGGAGGUAUGCAUGAGGACUCCAAGAAAAAACAUGACGGUGGCCAUGGAAUGAAUCAAGACGGCCACGGUGGAGUUAACCAGCUUGGUGGUGUCUUCGUGAAUGGGAGGCCCUUACCGGAUGUAGUAAGGCAAAGGAUCGUCGAACUAGCGCAUAGUGGUGUCCGACCGUGCGACAUUUCGAGACAACUCAGGGUAUCUCACGGCUGUGUAUCCAAGAUAUUGUCAAGGUAUUACGAAACCGGUAGCUUCAAAGCCGGCGUGAUAGGUGGUUCCAAACCUAAAGUAGCAACGCCACCGGUUGUCGAUGCGAUCGCGAAUUACAAGAGGGACAAUCCGACGAUGUUUGCUUGGGAGAUUCGAGACAGGUUGCUGGCAGAAGGGAUUUGUUCGCAGGACAACGUACCCUCUGUCUCGUCUAUCAAUCGAAUCGUGAGAAACAAGGCGGCAGAGAAGGCGAAGCACGCGCAUCAGCAACAGCAGGCGCAGCAGCAGCAAGGUCAGCAACAAGGUCAGCCAGGAUCAGGUGGUUCCGUGUCGGUGAUAGCCCAUGCACCUGCCACACCGGCGGGUCAUCCUGCGGCCGCCGCUCCCAAUGCCUACAGCAUCAGUGGCAUCCUCGGAAUCCCCGCACACCAUCAGGAUCCAAACGGCAAUAGCAUCAAGAGAAAGCGAGCCGAUGACGACGACAAUCGUGACUUGGGCGACCAUCCGGAGGACGACUUGAAGAGACAGCGAAGUAACUACAACGGCGACCAACUCUACUCGAACCUGUGGUCGAGUAAAUGGAGCAUCAAGGACGAGCACAAGCUCUUGAACGAGCUCGGAGGAGGCGGCGGAGGAGGCGGUGGAGGCGGUGGCGGUGGUGGCGGCGGUGGCGGUGGAGGAGGUGGUGGAGGCGGUGGCGGUGGCGGAGGUGGUGGCGGAGGUGGCGGAGGUGCAGGAGGCGGUGGUGCCUACUACGAACAUGCCGGAUUCCCCGGGAACGCGAUUGCCACCUCCGCCGAGCUCUACGACUCCCUGGGCACCAUCAGUACGAUGACGCAAGCGCAAACGCCACAUCUCUAUACCCCGCCCAUAGGGGGCACCAUAGCAGGUGGUACUUUGACGCCGCUCGCUCCACUGACGAUGCAAGCAUUGGACGGGGCUAACAUGUCUCCUUACCACGCCACCGCAGAGAGCGGUACCGUCGCAGUCUCGUACGUAGGGGUUGGGGCCGGCGGGGGCGAGCAGAGUCCACCGAUUUCCUUGCAGAACGAGACGAACGCCACCCCCGCGGCCCCCAACACCCCGGGAGGGGAUCCCGGACUCACGGUCUUGCAGCCGCCAGUUUCUCAGCCUCAGGUAGCCUCUGCGAUACCACCGUACUCGACGAUGCUUCCAAGUUUCGGACAUUACGCCACCGGUGGUGGCGACUACGCGUACAGCGCUGCGUAUUCUCAAUAUUCGAGUGCACCGUACAGUGGAUAUGGCUAUGGAGCAGCGACAAGCGGGUUGCUCAAUUCCACGUACUACUACUGCAACGGGGAUACGCUGGCGUCUUCCCAAAACAAUUCGCAAGCGGGCGGCGCGUGUAACAACGGUGGCGGAGGAGGUGGUGGUGGUGGUGGCGGUGGAGGUGGAGGAGGUGGAGGAGGAGGAGCAGAGAGCAGUACGGACGUGGCUAGUCGUUCGCCUCUAGCAGCCACCAGAGCAAGUAGCGGUGCGAGUGCGGCAUCACCGACCGGUAGCGCCUGUACCAAACCAGAUCAUGCCUCCACACCGACCGACCUUUACUUGGCUUGAUCGGUAAACGCGUCACGUGAUUCCUCUGUGUAAGGACCGAUCGGUAAUAACGGACGCCAUAUCAUUGGGAAAACUCACAGAAAACCGUCUUAGCGACAUCUAUGAUCUCCUCCACGAGUUUUCACGGCGAGAACGACGAACGAGGGAUAUGGAAUAGGGAUGAGGGACGAGGGAUUAGGGGACGAGAGAAAGGGGAUAUUAAACGGGAGAGAAAGAAGGCUCGAAUCAAACAAUUCGUUUCAAAAAUAAUUUCGCAAAGGGAGAGGACAAAAUAGGAAAGAUGUUCCUUUUCGUCUCUCUCGCGCUCUCGCUCCCUCUCUCUCUCUCUCUCUCUUUUUCUCUUUCUCUCUUUCUUUCUCUUUCUCUCUUUCUUUCUCUUUCUCUCUCUCUCUCUUUCUUUCUUUCUCUCUUUCUCUCUAUCUCUAUAUCUCUAUAUCUCUUCUCCCUCUCUCGCCCUUGCCUCUUGCGUCCUCGUUUCUUCUCGCACGUUGAAUCACAUCCGGCCGGAAAUAAAAAAAUACGCGUUCGAGUCCAAGGACCGUCUCUGGUAGUUUAUUUAUUUCGUUAUACGAAGAAGAGGAUGGAGAAGGAGAAGAAGAAAAAGGAGGAACAGGAAGAAAGCAAUCUUGGUAAAGAAAAGAGAAAAAGGGAAAUGAUUAACAUUAAUCGUGAGCGCGAGACUGUCUUCUAAAAACGUGAAACCGCGACGAGAAGAGGAAAAAGAAGAAGAAAAAGAAGAAGAAGAAGAAAAAGAUGAUGAUGAUGAACGAGGAGGAGAAACAGAAGAAGAAGAAGAAGAAGAAGGAGAAAGAGAAAAAAAAGAGAAAGGAGAAUAAGGAUCUUCGCAAAACCGAGAGAGAAGCGUUAGCUAUUUUCUCCGUUAGACGCGCGCAGCCGUAGAUAGUUUAAUUAUAACGAUCCCCCUCACACGUUUAGCGUAAUUGUGGCGCGUGACGCCCGCUGAUUGGCCGAACGACAACGCAUACGUCAUCGCAUUAAUUCUUCAGCGCGACGGAUAUUCGAGUUCGAAAAUUUCCCGCUUGCCGUCGGCCAAUCAGCGACAUCGGUGCGGGUGCGUCGUCACGCGUGCGUACGACGUUGCUCGCGAACGCUUAUCCUCGUGCCAUCUGUUAACUCGAAUCACGAACUACGACUGGAACGAGCUCGUGUCGGUAACGAGGAGAUAACGUUCGCGAGCGACCUUUCGUUGAAAUUUUACGAACGCGAACGAAUGGUGUCCUUAUUCGAUCUCAAAGGUAAUGACGUGUGUGUAUAUAUAUAUAUGUGUGUGUAUGUGUAUGUAUAUAUACGAAAUAAAUGCAACAAAGAAGAAGCAAGAAAGAAUGACAAAAAAAAGAGAGAAAGAAAAAGAAAAGGCGCAAUUAAAAUGACGACAAAUUCAAAAAUAGAUUUAUUAUUCGCGUAUGCGACGUUAUACGUAUGUACGUAUAUACGUGCAACGAUAACGAAAAAAAUAUCGUAAGACGUCGUUCGAAAAAGCAAUAGAAUACGGACACCAUUUUAUCGAAAACUAUACCUAUGUAAGUAAGAGGGAAGGAGAAGACGAAGAAAAGAAAAAACGUUGGUAGUCGUGCGAGAGAUACCACGUAUUCCCGUCCCAUUACCUAUCCCUAUUCCUUCUAUCCCACCAAUCCCUAUCUCUCUUUCUUGAAAUCCUGAAAAAUGAAAAAAUCCCCGCCCAACGAUAUAUAAAGGUAUAGAAAAGUAAUCGAUAAGUUUAUUGAGAUUUUUAAAUCGGAAGUCGACGUAACGCGCGAUCGCUACUGUUAAGGAUAUUAUAUAUAUUUUUUGUAGAAACCAAAGACCACACACGCGGAUCGUCGAAGGAACGAAUUAACGUCGUUCAAAAAAUGGCGCGUUUAACGUCGCGCGCGCGCUCACCCGGAGACAUUUAUUCAAAUAUCGUGCGACUAUAUAAUAUGUACGUGUAUAUUCAGUGAUGUUCUCUCUCGUGUUCUUUAUUUUCUGUAUUAUGUUUAUUUUAUUUUAUUUUAUUUUAUUUUUUCUUUUCUUUUAUAUAUAUAUAUUUUUUUCUUUCCUUUUUUAAGAAAAACAUGUAUAUAAGAGUAGCCGCGUACGUUUCCCGCCUCGAACAACGCACACAGAAUCGACAGAUUUUCGUUUUGUUUUUCAAUAUCUGAAAGGUAAUAAUUAGUCUGUCAGGUUGAUAAAAUAUUUCUUAUUAUUUUUUUUUCUCUUUUUCUAAUCUUUCUCGUUAUUCUAUAAAAUAUUUCAAAAUGGCGGAACGAAAGUACGAGCUUGUAACGUCGUCGAUGUUUAAGAGAAACGUUUCUUUCUUUCGUUGUUUAUUUUUAUUACUUUUCGUUCUUUUUCUUUUUCUUUUUUCAUUUUCCUAUUUUUUUUUUCUUCUUCUUUUUUCUCUUCUUUUAUCGAGCCACCGAUAAAAUUUAUUUUCGAGAACAGACGUCUAAUUGCGAAAAAGGGAAGAAUGUCAGAUCGCUAUCUCUAUGUAACUUAUUAAUUAAUAAUAAUUGCACACGUAUGUGUAUAUAUAUACGUAUAUAUAUAUAUAUAUAUAUAUAUAUAUAUAUAUAUAUAUAUAUAUGUAUAUAUAUAUAUUCGUUGCGCGCUCGUUGUUAUACGUUCCGUUUCGAUUACUUUAAAACGAGGAAGUCGCUUGUCGCUUCCGCGAUUUCGUUGGCCGUAACGAGCGAGCCAAUUACGGACACACUCGUAAUUAAUGGCUAACGUUAUGUUAAUGGUUAACGUUAACGAAGGAAGAGAUCGCACGCGUACACACAUACUUACACGUUCGUGGAUUGCUAUGCUUAAUUAGUAUACAGUUGAGAGUUUACCUCGAUAUUCGAGACGCAUCUUUGACGGACUUUACAUGGUUAAAAGAGAAUAAGUUAAAGAAAAGAAUAGAAAAAAAAGAAAGAAAGAAAAAGAGAGAGAGAGAGAGAGAGAAGGAAAAAAGAACAUAUCCUGUAAAAUUUAACGAACAAGCCUACGAACUAUUUUCAAAGCGUUCGAUCGAUAUAAAUUUAUCAAUUUGUCGAGUCGGACUUUUUCAAAAGGAACACAUAUGCAUACAUACCUUUAAAAAUAAUUCCAAAAUCUUUACGUAGAUAUCUCGCGUUCAAAUUUGUUUCAAUCGUGACGAUCGUUACGAUCGGCGAAGAUGCGCUAUCACAAUGAGAGGUUAUGCUCGGACGUUGAAAAGGAAAAUAAUAAUACAAAGGAAAAAAAAAAAGAAAGAAAGAAAGAAAGGAAAAUAAUAAUGCUUGAAAAGAUAAUUUAAAAGAAUAAAAUAAUUACAAAAAAAUAAAAAGAAAAUUAUCAUUGCAGAAGAAAUACAAAAGAAAAUGAAUAACACACAAUUCGACGUAAUUCUCAAUUCAAUAAUCAUUUCACUCACUUUUCACAUUGAUAUAUCGGUGAAAGGACAAAGAAACGAAUCGGUCCAAUCAAUUCGGCCCACUAACGUACGUAAGUAAACACGUGCGAUAACGAACAACCGACAUUUUCGAGCUUCUUUCGCGACUUUUGAAAUAAAUCUAACGUACAAACGAGUGAGAUAGACGAAACGCUAUGAAACUGUCUCCAACUUAUCUCCACCAAUCAGACGCGGUAUUUUUGAAAACGAACAACGUAUCCUAUUCAACAAUAAUUUCGAUCGUUGUCACUUCGGUGAUCGAUGAAUACUUAAGUGUUUAUUAUAAAGAGAAAAUUAACGAUUGAUACAAUUAAAAAAAAUAUAUAUAUAUAUAUAAAACGAGCAUCGGUCGAAGUACGUAAGAAAUAAAAAAUAAUUACUUGGAUAAAGAUUAUCUUCUUCGCGAAUUCGAUCGUCUUUUGUUAUACUUAUUUGUUCAUCGCGGUAUUGAUUUACCGACGAUACGAAACACGAAACAACCGAAAAGAAAAAAAAAAGAAAAGAAAAAAAAAGAAAACGACGAUAGGAAGCGACGAAAGAAGUUCGAAAAGGCGCUUAGAUGUUAUUCGAUCAUUUGAAAUAUUCACGUGGCUUCGGCGUCCCCUUUCGAGCAAGAGAACGACAAUGGCGACUGUCGGUGGCCGCUAGAGUGCAUGACGAUCGUUGUACGUGAUCGUGUUCUCACGUUAUUGAGAGAGAGAGAGAGAGAGAGAGAGAGAGAGAGAGAGAGAGAGAGAGAGAGAGAGAGAGAGAGAGAGAGAGAGAGAGAAG
Molecule: messenger RNA, 6556 nt
Organism: Vespula vulgaris
Lineage: Eukaryota; Metazoa; Arthropoda; Insecta; Hymenoptera; Vespidae
Gene: sv
Product: neurogenic protein mastermind-like
Exons: 13
Coding region: 415-2367 (650 amino acids)
Biological process (GO): anatomical structure development; regulation of transcription by RNA polymerase II
Molecular function (GO): DNA-binding transcription factor activity, RNA polymerase II-specific; RNA polymerase II cis-regulatory region sequence-specific DNA binding
Source: RefSeq, a predicted model, not a curated record